AUGGGACUUACACUUGGUCUUGCCUCAUUGGCAUUUCUUCUUCCCUUCGUUAGUGCGCAAGCCCAUUGCAAUGCAGGCACGCCUUGUCCUACCAAUAACGCGACUGUGUACAACGCGACCAAUGCCCCCAACUGCACCGUCAGGGAUAUCCAAGUAUUUGUGAACGGGCUCUCGGGGCUCGGCGGCGCCAACUUGAGCGUUCCCUACGCUUUCUAUCUCGAUAGCAAUGAGACCCGCGACGCGUUCACGGACUAUGUUGGCGCCUCGACCUUCACCAAUGACAUUCCUAACGUGUGUGCUUUCCGCGUCAACGGAGUGAAUGCAGAGGGGGCGAACUGGGGCUUGGGGGCCCUUGUUCCGGAAAGCUUCAACGGCAGUAUCAUGAUGGCUGCUCCGGACGUUGGUCUGUCGUGGGGUGUGGCCAGUGCUGGGCUGUAUUACAAAUUUGUAACCUUCGCCUCCAAUUCGGGUCAUGACGAGCCCGACUACGUUUCUGGCUGGGAGACCGCAAAUGGUUUGAUCGACUGGAGCCACCGGGCAUUGCACAUGUCCACCCUCACUGCCAAGGCCAUUGUCAACGGAUGGUUUGGCAUUGAGCCUAAGCACAGCUACAUCACAGGAUGCGCCGAGGGAGGUCGACAGGUCAUGAAGUCCAUCCAGACCUACCCUGAGGAUUACGAUGGUGCGAUGGCAGGUGCCCCGACGUGGUGGGCCACGCACCAGGCGUUCUACAGCUACAAGCAGUCUAUCAUCGGUGACGCGGCUGCUAACAUCCCGACUUCGAUGUAUGAGGUCAUCGGUGCGGAGGUGCUCCUCCAGUGCGAUGCCCAAGAUGGUCUCUUGGACAGGAUCAUCUCGGACCCUGUUGGCUGUUUCUUCAACCCGGCCACACUGGCCUGCAGCAGCAACCGAACAACUGAUUGUUUGACCCCGCCGCAGCUGGACACACUACACAAGAUCUACAACGACUGGACCACCUUCAACCAAGAUCUCAUCUACCCCGGAGAGUGGUUCGGCACCGAGUUCACCUGGAACACCACCUUCAGCGAUAGCGCCCGUGGAGCCUGGUACAUCGAGAACGUUCUGGGCUUCAAGAACUUCACAUCGCAGGACCUGACCUCCGAGCUCAUUGCCAAGGCCGACGCCCUUGACCCUGCAAAUGUCAACGCGGACGAUUUUGACCUGGAGCCCUUCUUCAGCCGUGGCGGAAAGUUCAUCCAUUGGCACGGCAUGUCCGACUCCGUGGUCUCGCCCGCGUCCAGUGUAUACUACCAUGACCAUGCCGAGUAUGCUGCCCUGCAGAAGAACAUCUCCAUCGACGACCACUACCAGCUCUACCUGAUCCCUGGCCUGGAACACUGCAGCGGCACCCCAUCAUGCAUGGACGCCCUCUGGUAUCUCGCCGGUCCCUACCAAGCCGGUGCUUGGUUCAACUUCACCCCCGCGAAUGUGGUCGAUGACCUCGUGCACGACUCCUUCUUUGCCCUGAUCGACUGGGUCGAAGUCGACUACGCACCCGGAUACAUGGUCACGACCAGCUUCGACGAUGCCGAAGAGCCAACCACCCUCCUCAACAACCGGAAGAUCUGCGCAUAUCCCCAACUCGCCAACUGGACCCGCACCGGUGUCUCCAACCACGAGGACUACUGGGACUGCGUCUACCCGUACCACCACCUCGGGGCGGGCUACGGUCCUUCCCUGAUCAGCAAUUAAUGGUUU
Molecule: messenger RNA, 1719 nt
Organism: Aspergillus heteromorphus CBS 117.55
Lineage: Eukaryota; Fungi; Ascomycota; Eurotiomycetes; Eurotiales; Aspergillaceae
Product: tannase-domain-containing protein
Exons: 4
Coding region: 1-1713 (570 amino acids)
Source: RefSeq, a predicted model, not a curated record